This is a messenger RNA of Penicillium alfredii, 1770 nucleotides long. RefSeq names its product type 2C protein phosphatase PTC6 (gene ptcA). The coding region runs from base 1 to 1770 and encodes 589 amino acids. Gene Ontology annotation, molecular function: protein serine/threonine phosphatase activity; cation binding. Lineage: Eukaryota; Fungi; Ascomycota; Eurotiomycetes; Eurotiales; Aspergillaceae. Gene Ontology annotation, biological process: protein dephosphorylation. The record is from RefSeq and is a predicted model, not a curated record. The transcript is spliced from 3 exons.
AUGAUUCUCACUUCAGCGAGGCGGGUGACAGGUCAGGUCGGGACUUUGACCGACAGUUACUAUUAUUGCCGCCUUAUCUCCGGCCUUAUUCGGAAGAUCCUGGAACCUCCCCCGGAUAAUCGGUCUACAAAGCUAACGAUCGUGACCCCAGCAGGCUUCGUUCUCCCGCGAGUACGCCAUUACAGUUCUGAAGCAUUGUCAUCCAGUGACCGAUCGACGGUGAAGAAGCGACCACUAUUCCACGACUACUUCGUCACACAUCUGCCGUCGUCCUCUCUCCAUCCGGAUCCCCGGGGACCGACCUCGCCCUUUCAUAAACUACCCCGCGACGCCUCAAUACCUCACACGGGAAAUACUGCAAACUCGCCGGCCGCUUUUCAGACAUUAGUAGACCGAGAGACGACCGUGGUGCGAAUUCCAUUGCGCAGCGCAAAACACCACUUUGGUGCAGCCACCGCUCGUGGCACACGCCCUGCCAAUGAAGAUGCAUACCAAGCCGGAGUUAUUGAUAUCCCUUCCUUUGCUAAGCGGCCCCCGGCGUCGCUAACAAUCAGGCGCUCUCGCUCCCCAGACUCGGCCUCGUCGCGCGAGUCGCGCGCCGCCGAGACCGCCAGGGGCGACCCGCAAGUCUUUUACUUUGCUGUCUUCGACGGACAUGGUGGAUCUGAAUGUAGUACAUUUCUGAAAGAAACUUUGCACGAGUACAUUCAGAAUGCGUCGGUCGAGUUUGAGCUCCUGUCCAGUCUACAAACCAAGCGGCACCAGACCACCAUUGGGCCCGAAAUGCCGACUGCCAUAGAUGCGCUUCCUGUCCUACAACAGGGAAAUCGACGCAGGAUUGGAGAUCUGGAGAAAGGCUUGGUCCAAAACUGGAGACGGCUGCCACCUCAUUUCUCCUAUUAUAUGGAUGACGCCUCCGAGGCUGCCGACGCUGCCGACGCCAUUAUCUCGAAUGGUUCUGUCUCGAUUGAGGAAAUAAUGGAGUACGCAUUUUUGCGCGCUGAUCUGGACUUUGUGAAGGCCCAAGCGGCCAAACGGGACGACGAUCUGGUUCAAGCCGAGAAACCCUUGAACGAAGACGAGAUCCUUCACAGCCCCAGCCAGACCCGACCCAAGAUCGGUGGACGGUCUCGAUUCAAAGGUGGAAGUACUGGCAGCGUUGCCAUGAUUUCAACACCCACUCCGACGCCUUUCUGGCACCCUGCCGGUCCCUCGAGCCUGCUGGUCUCGCACGUGGGCGAUACCCGGAUCCUCCUGUGCUCAACUACCACCGGUGAAGCCAUCCCUCUCACCUCCAACCAUCACCCCUCUUCACCCGUGGAGGCGAGCCGGCUGCGUCGAUAUGCCGCCACGUUCGUAACGGACUCCUUUGGCGAGGAGCGCAUGAGCGGACUAGCCAACACUCGCGCCUUCGGCGACGUUCAGUCCAAGCGCAUCGGCGUUUCAGCCGAACCAGAACUCCGCCGUGUCGAGAUGGGUCCAGCCGAGUACUCGUUCCUAGUUAUGCUAUCUGACGGCAUCAGCGGCACACUUUUGGAUCAGGAGAUCGUUGAUAUCGUCAAGGAGGCCCGCACCCCCGACCAGGGCGCUCGCGAUGUCGUCAGUUUCGCGACUGAGGUCACCAAGGAGGGCGACAAUGCUACCUGUCUGGUCAUUCGGCUUGGCGGGUGGGAGCGUCGGCUCGAGGGGGGCGUGGGCAGUCUGGGAACGAAAGAGUCUCGCGAGUGGCGGCGACAGGAUGCCACCGAUCCGCGCAGGUCACGGAGGUGA